AUGACCAUAUCCUAUCCAAUAACAAAAGAUGCCAACUAUGGAAAUCAGAAAAAUUAUUUGCUGAUUCUCAAUGAUGAACCAUUUAAUAUAAAUAUUUCCAAAGGACCAAACGAUUUUAAUGGGAUUUCUUACAGUGCAUCAGGAGAUCUUCUUCGAUUUGAAACUGAUCUCUUUCGUAUUCCAAAAACAAAAAUAUUAGCAAUUGAAUAUUCAGCUAACAAAUGCCCAAGUAAUACUACAUAUAAAAUAUCAACAGGAAAAUUUCAAAAUACAUAUAAGUAUUAUGAUUCACGUGGCGAACAACUUGUUUUCCCUAAUAAAAUAUAUAUUGGGCCACUUGCAUUUAGAUUGAAGGAAGGCCAACAUCAUUUUAACCUUACGGAUACAAUAAAUUUAACUAUUAGAAAGAAUUCAAUCAUCAUAUUCUCCUAUUAUAGAAAUGUUCAAGGCACUGCUACAGUUAAUGAAAGGGAAAAAAAUUAA
Trichomonas vaginalis G3 is the source of this 483-nucleotide messenger RNA. RefSeq lists its product as uncharacterized. The transcript has a single exon. Lineage: Eukaryota; Parabasalia; Trichomonadida; Trichomonadidae. Bases 1 to 483 code for a protein of 160 amino acids. The record is from RefSeq and is a predicted model, not a curated record.